This is a messenger RNA of Haplochromis burtoni (Burton's mouthbrooder), 1082 nucleotides long. It is a transcript of the gene rab5ab, whose product is annotated as RAB5A, member RAS oncogene family, b. The coding region runs from base 225 to 875 and encodes 216 amino acids. Gene Ontology annotation, molecular function: GTPase activity; GTP binding. Lineage: Eukaryota; Metazoa; Chordata; Actinopteri; Cichliformes; Cichlidae. The transcript has 6 exons. The record is from RefSeq and is a predicted model, not a curated record.
ACAAUGCGAAAAGGGAAGUUGAAAGAAGUGGGAGAGCGAGAUCGCUGAGCCUUAUGAAAUCUAACGUUUCAGCAGCUGGUUGGAUACUCGACACACUGUGAACAUACGUUGAAGUACUGCAAAUACUGUCCUGGAGAUACCUUUACCAUUAACUACGCUCCUGUUUUUGAUAGGUGUUUUUCUACAGUUUUUCACAUCCCGGGGACGAGACCAGACAGUGUGACAUGGCAAGUAGAGGCGGAGCCACGCGACCCAAUGGGCCAAACGCAGGCAACAAGAUUUGCCAGUUCAAACUCGUGCUUUUAGGAGAGUCCGCGGUGGGAAAGUCAAGCCUUGUACUUCGUUUCGUUAAGGGUCAGUUUCAUGAAUUCCAAGAGAGCACAAUUGGAGCUGCCUUCCUGACUCAGACGGUAUGUUUGGACGACACAACAGUCAAGUUUGAGAUCUGGGACACGGCCGGUCAGGAGCGCUACCACAGUCUGGCUCCCAUGUACUACAGAGGUGCACAGGCAGCCAUCGUGGUCUACGAUAUUACAAAUGAGGAGUCAUUUGUACGGGCAAAGAAUUGGGUUAAAGAGCUUCAGAGACAAGCCAGUCCAAAUAUCGUAAUAGCCCUGGCUGGGAACAAGGCUGAUCUCGCAAACAAGAGAGCACUGGACUUCCAGGAUGCACAGUCAUACGCAGAUGACAACAGCUUGCUUUUCAUGGAAACAUCAGCGAAGACCUCUAUGAACGUGAAUGAGAUUUUCAUGGCCAUUGCAAAGAAACUACCCAAGAAUGAGCCUCAAGUGACCGGAGCCAGCACCGGACGGAACCGGGGAGUGGACCUGACAGAGACUGCUCAGCCCACCAGCCGCCCAUGCUGCGCUAACUAACCCAGCUCUUCCUGCUCAUGCUCCCCACACAAAUGCACUCUCCUCCUUCUGGCUCCUCCCUUCCUUCUCACCUGAACAACAUCUGGACAUCGGGCUGCUUGGCUUUCUGACGUCAGACCUGACUUCAACCUCACUCCCCUGGAAUAGCUAAAAGACUCUGUAUAGCUGCAUUUCUAAUCCUUUUUUUUUUUUUUUUUUUUUUUUUUU